Echinops telfairi (small Madagascar hedgehog) is the source of this 1503-nucleotide messenger RNA. It is a transcript of the gene MYCL, whose product is annotated as MYCL proto-oncogene, bHLH transcription factor. The record is from RefSeq and is a predicted model, not a curated record. The transcript is spliced from 3 exons. Bases 65 to 1156 code for a protein of 363 amino acids. Gene Ontology annotation, biological process: regulation of transcription by RNA polymerase II. Gene Ontology annotation, molecular function: RNA polymerase II cis-regulatory region sequence-specific DNA binding; DNA-binding transcription factor activity, RNA polymerase II-specific; protein dimerization activity. Lineage: Eukaryota; Metazoa; Chordata; Mammalia; Afrosoricida; Tenrecidae.
UGUCCCAAGCUGGCGAGGAACCGGGGCGCACUCAGUGGUUGGCGGCCCGAGUGAGCAAGAAGACAUGGACUUCGACUCGUACCAACACUAUUUCUACGACUACGACUGCGGCGAGGAUUUCUACCGCUCCACGGCGCCCAGCGAGGACAUCUGGAAGAAAUUCGAGCUGGUGCCGUCGCCCCCCACGUCGCCGCCCUGGGGCUUGGGUCCCGGCGCCGGGGACCCGGCCCUUGGGAUUGGUUCCCUAGAUCCGUGGCCCGGAGGGGGAACUGGAGAUGAGGCAGAAUCGCGGGGCCACUCGAAAGGUUGGGGCAGAAACUAUGCCUCCAUCAUCCGCCGUGACUGCAUGUGGAGCGGCUUCUCAGCCCGGGAACGCCUGGAGAGAGCGGUGAGCGACCGGCUAGCCGCUAGCGCAUCCCGGGGGAACCCACCCAAGGCUCCUACCGCCCCAGACAGCGCUCCCAGCCUGGAAGUCAGCAACCCAGCGCCUGCCCCACCGUGUGCGCUGAGUGAGCCCAAGCCCCAAGUCUGCUCCGGGUCUGAGAGCCCUAGUGACUCAGAAGGAGAAGAAAUCGACGUUGUGACCGUGGAGAAGAGACAGUCGCUCGGUGUGCGGAAGCCAGUUACCAUCACGGUGCGAGCAGACCCUCUGGACCCGUGCAUGAAGCACUUCCACAUCGCCAUCCAUCAGCAGCAACACAACUACGCUGCCCGCUGCCCUCCAGAAAGCGGCUCCCAGGAAGAGGCUCCCGAGAAUGCACCCCAAGAAGAGGCGCUGGAGGAAAAUGUUCCCGAGGAAAAGGAAGAGGAGGAAGAAGAGAAUGUGAGCCCGCCACCUGCAGGAAGGCAGGCUUCCCGGGCCUGCCACCCCAAGUCAGGCACCUCGGAAACUGAGGAUCUGACCAAGAGGAGGAACCACAACUUCCUGGAGCGCAAAAGGCGGAAUGACCUCCGUUCCCGGUUCUUGGCCCUGAGGGACCAGGUGCCCGCCCUCGCCAGCUGCUCCAAGGCCCCCAAAGUCGUGAUCCUGAGCAAGGCCUUGGAAUACUUGCAGACUCUGGUGGGUGCGGAGAAGCGGAUGGUCACCGAGAAACGGCAGCUCCGAAGCCAGCAGCAGCAACUGCAGCGAAGAAUCGCGUACCUCAGCGGCUACUAACCGACCAAAAAAAAUGCCCAACUGCUCAGUCUUAUGAAAACACAACUUUAUUCUGUAUCCUUCUGACUCCCUCCUUCCUGCCGCCCACCCACCUCCCCCCCCCACUUAGUAAUUUGCACAUUUUGUUUAUGGUGGGACAGUCUGGACAAUAGAUCCCAGAAUGCAUUGCGGCCAGUGCACACAAUAAGGGCUUGCAUUCUUGGAAACCUUGAAACCUAGCUCGCGUCCACUGACUGGUUGGAAUGCUGUGGCGCCUUUGGCGUCUCAGGCAGGCAGCUGACUGUGUGGAGCCUUGGGGUCUGCCUAGCUGACUAGCUCCGAGAAAAAGAAGAAAAAAAAGCCUGACA